This is a messenger RNA of Penicillium canariense, 1245 nucleotides long. RefSeq lists its product as uncharacterized. The transcript has 9 exons. The coding region runs from base 1 to 1245 and encodes 414 amino acids. Gene Ontology annotation, biological process: DNA strand elongation involved in DNA replication; DNA replication; DNA synthesis involved in UV-damage excision repair. Gene Ontology annotation, cellular component: nucleus; delta DNA polymerase complex. Gene Ontology annotation, molecular function: DNA-directed DNA polymerase activity. NCBI's taxonomy places the organism in Eukaryota, Fungi, Ascomycota, Eurotiomycetes, Eurotiales, Aspergillaceae. The record is from RefSeq and is a predicted model, not a curated record.
AUGGACGCCACGAUGUAUUUGGCAGAAAAUGUGCUCAACGAGCGGCGCACAGUCACUUAUCGCUCAUUGAGCCGCGCACUCAAAGUCCACGCCCACCAGGCCAAACAAAUACUCUUCGAAUUCCACCGGAACGAGAAUGCGAAGAAGCCGCAGAGCGUCCGCGCAACCUACAUUAUCUCCGGAAUCCAGAAACAUGCGGAGCCGCCCACCACGAACGGCCAUGCGAACGAUGAAGAUGAGAUCAUGCAGAGUAGCCCCUACCUGCCCAGCUCGAUGCCGAACCAAGACGCCGCUUCCGACACGGUGCGCCUCUCCUCGAUUAUACUAGCUCGCGAUGAGGACUUGGAGGAUGCGAAGGCUACGUUCCAGUCGAUAUCGACAAUUCAUGUGUAUAGUGUACAACCUUCUACGCUUCCGGAUCUUAAUGCGUUGACGGAUGUUUGCCGAGAAACCACGACUGCAUAUGCACAGGAUGAUCCAUUGGAGUGUGGAAAGCAAUGGGGCAUGAUUCAGAAUCGCAACGUCAAGCGUCGAAAUGGAGCUCGGCCACCACUGCCAGCUGCCCCGGUAUCCAAUGCCAAGCCCGAGUCUACCGUACCCUCCAAGCGACCUUUCCAGCGGGAGAAAUCAGAAAGUCAACCUGAAGAUUCCAAGCCCGCAAGUGACUCUCAAUCUUCUGCCAAGUCUACUGGGAAGCCUGCGGCUCCGAAGCGCGAGAAGAGCAACCUCUUCAGCUCGUUCGCAAAGGCUAAGCCACCCAAGCCGAAGCCAGCAGAAUCAGCUACACCAAGUGGUAACGAUGUUAUGCUGGAUGAUGCCUCUGAAGAGGAACAGGAAGAGCUGUUCCCAGAUAAUGGUGAUAAGGCCCCAUCCGCGAACCGCGAAAGCAAAAAGGACCGAGAGGAGAAACUCAAAAAGAUGAUGGAAGACGACGACGCCGACGGAGCCCCAACGAGAGCCCACUCCGGAGGAGCAACCCCCACCACCCCGGCCAAGCCGGCCGAGCUGAAGGAGGAGGUCACAGUGCAAGGUGGGCGUCGGCGCGGGAAGCGCCAGGUGAUGAAGAAGCGGACGGUCAAGGAUGAGGAGGGGUACCUGGUGACUCGAGAAGAAGCGACCUGGGAGUCAUGCUCCGAAGAUGAGCCGGCGCCGCCUAAGAAGAAACCCGCCGUGAAUGUCGCGAGGGGCAAGGGAGGCAAGCCCGGAGGCCAGGGCAGCAUCAUGUCGUUCUUCGGGAAAAAGUAG